UCAUGUGAGUCGCCGAGCGGCUGUGUCCGGCGUGUUCGGAAGGCGCUUACUUAUUUCGAACGACAGAAGUAGCGAGAAAAAAAAAGCAAAAGGACGACGGCGAGCAGGAAUUACGGAGAAGAGCCGCUGCCUUUCACGUUAUGGUCCUUCAUGAAGCUCUAUAAUGGUGUCAAGUCUGCUAGCAGGGACAUUCUAAGAGAGUUGCAGGCACAAGGAGAGCAACCAAACAUGAUGUCGCCCAAAGAUGACCCCAGGGAUCAAAGACUCGUCCACCUCAAGCAGGAGUCCUGUGAAUGUGGCUUAGCCCACCUCUCGGCAGCCAGUCCCUGUCUGAAGGAGGAGGACGAUGAGGUGAGCAUCUCCUUUUUCAAAGAGGAAGAGUUUAAAGGUGAGCCAUUUGGCAUUAAACAGGAGGAUCGUGAGCACAUCCCCAUUAGCCUUCCACAGCCCACCCAUCCCGCAGAAUCCAGUUUACAAGCAGGAAGGCCUCCCCCUAGCUCGCCACGUCUCAAAGUUCCAAAGCUGGAAGACGUCCCCCAGGCGAUGUGUGACGGGACAGAAGCAAAGGAGCAGCAGUCGUCAAGAUGCCUGCCGGAAACACCUUUACAAGAAAGGGGCAUCUUCCUGACGUCUUCCUUUUCUCUGCCCCCCUUCCAGCAGAGCAUGCAUGAUGACAAAAUGAAGGGAUUGACAUCAAGGUCAGAGCGUUUGGUCCCGGUCUCUUUGCAAUAUAGUUUUCUGCCUGUUAUGAAGUUAACGAGGAUAGACGCCAUCAGUGCUCCACAGGUGUAUGGCGCAAGCCCGGUGCUUUUGUGCAUCUCCCAGGAAGGGGGGAACGUUUCUAAACAUAAAACUGAUGAUGAAAAUAACCAAUGGAACCAAGAGCGGCAGAAGCCAUAUUGCUGCGCGGAAUGUGGCAAACGAUUCUCCCAUAAAGGCAACUUUCAGAACCACCAAAGAAUUCACACUGGGGAGAGACCUCAUCGUUGUAUUCUAUGUGGCAAACGUUUCUUGCAAAUCAGCCAUCUGCAGAAACACACAACAACCCAUACGGGAGAGAGGCCUCACGCUUGUACGAGAUGUGGUAAACGCUUCUCGCAGUUAGGCCAUCUGCAGAGACACACGAAAAUUCACAUUGGGGAGAGCCCUUGUGCUGACUGGGGUGUUGUAAAGGAUUUUAAGAUGUAAGCAAAAUUUACUGCCACUUAGGAGUAAGUGCUGGGGAGAAAUCUUAUUUCUGAUCUGAAUGUGGCAAACGCUUUUCACACAGUCUGGAGAGGGCUUUAAAGAAUUCACACCAGAGGACAGUGAUUCACAAUUGAGGAGCUUGUCAAAUGAAUGUACCUUGUGCACAAAAUUAACAGCACAAGAUAACGAGUCCAGUUGCCAGUUGAAGAUAACCAGGUGGUCACGUACUGCUGCAUCCUAAUCCAGGUUUUCAUAAUCUGCAAAGGCGUUAAGUAAGUAGAUCCAGCUGCAUUCUUUUAAUUUAACAGUGAAUUGAGCAUAUUGGUGGACAUUUAAAAGGAAGAAAUUCAUCUAAAAGUGAAGCCGGGAAGAACUCCUUUACACCGAGAGUUGUGGGAAACUGAAACAAACUACUGAGACACCUUGACAGCCUUUAGGAAGGAUCUGGACGAGACGCUGGGACAGCUUAGCACUUUGCCAAACAUAUGAGUGACCGAUGGACUGAAUGGGCUCCUCUCGGUUCUCGGAUGGCUUGUGUUCUUGCUGCUGCUGCUGCUUUUUCCUACUGGGGGCUGAAUUUCUAACUGAGGCACGUGCACAAAACUGCAGUCCAGAAAGCUCAAGUUCCCAUUACAAGGAACGGUACGGGUACUACAAACGUGAGGGUGUAAGAGCAGCGCAACCAAACUGAAAUGACUUGAAGAGAGCAUUUCACUGCCGUCUUCAUAGUAAGCACAGCGUGGGAGGGUGGGGUGGAAUCUGAAGCAAUGGACCCCGAAAAAGACAACUGUAAAACCCCGUUGGUUUUCUGGUCGCAAUGGAUGCCUUCAAUUUAAGCCAUAACAGGCUAGCCUGCUUAGGAAGCUGUUGGAACAGGUGGGCUUUGUGAUGUAGGAGACUUUGACUGCGGUGGGCUUGAUGUUGGCCAAUAGGGGCGUAACACAUCUCAAACUUCACAAGUUUAAUUUGUGCCCCCCCACCACCACACACACCCCUUCUUAGUGUUUUAAUAUCUGCAUUUGGUCUCCACUAUAGUAAGGUACUUGCCUAGAACUGUCAAAAUGUUGAGUUGUCAUUUAAAUGGGCGGGCUGUGGGCUCUAAGACACCCACCAUAGCUUGAGUUGUAUGCAAAUGACUGACUGGCUGACAUGGAGGGAGCAGGGGGACCUGAGACGAUGUGGGUUCGCUCUACAGCUCCCAUCGUCCUGAUGGGGGUCCUGAACCCAACACCGUCGAUUAAUGUCACCGACAAAUGAGGACAGUUCACAAAUGAAGCCAGGGAGAGACUGAUACAGUAAUCCCUCCUCGAUCGCAGGGGUUGCAUUCCAGAACCCCCCGCGAAAGGUGAAAAUCCGCGAAGUAGAAACCAUAUGUUUAUUUUUAUAUAUUUUAAGUCCUUAUAAACUCUCAUGGUCUCACAUGGUUUAUAAAUAUUUCCCGUACAGUAAUACAGCAUAAACCCUUUAUAUUCUUAGUUAUUAGGUAAGAUUCGUUGAAAUUAUGUAUGUAAACACAGUUUAUAUACUACUCACAAACAUACGUAUUGUAUAUCAUUGAGGAGUUUUAUUUAAUACGUAAUAGUUUUAAACAUAUUGUAAUUGAGUAGGUAAUAUAAAAAUACGUGAAAAAUCUGUAACAUGUAAAUGCUGUACAUUAAACCAAAAUGUUAUUUUAAAGAUACUGUAGAGCGUCUCCCAUAUCACAUUUCGAAAGACAGGCCACCAGCAAUUACUACCUAUAAUGCAAGAAAAAUUGUAUAAAAUGUGUGCACAGUUACAAUAAACGUACAUACAUGUGCUAAGUAGGUAGAAAAAUAGUUUUGGGUACUCGCCAACUUGUCAGAUAACGAUGAUAUUUACUGCACUGUCACAGCUCUUCUAAAGGAGCCUCUUCAGGCGACUGUGUAGCACCGCCGUCAUCGUCUUGUUCCACUGAAGGCGUACUAGGCAGUGUUUUGCGGGUAAGGAACAUCGUGAUGGGCAGUUGCUGGCGCUGCUUUUUCAUUUGUGUAAAGAGGUUCUUAUGCACUUCCGUGGCGCCGUCAAGAGCAUUUUUAAAUUACAAAGAACGAAUCAUUUGUGGGUCCCAUUCUUCAACUGAUGUCUGGAGAUCUUUUUGCCAGUCGUAGAAUGGUCGUGAGACGCUCGAGAGUUAGGCCGGCGUCGUCGUCGUCUUCCUCUGCUGGGUUGUCUUGUUCUUCCUCGCUCGCUGAAUCUCGGCCAAAUCUUCGUUCGCUCGGAGUGGGCAUCGAGCAGCUCAUUGAUGUCAUCACUGGUCAUGUCGUUGAAUCCCUCUCCUCCUAGCAGUUUUGCCAGCCUGACUGCCUUGUCGACCACCGAGUCAUGAAUUUCUUCUGCAGAAAAGCCCUUAUGGUCAUGCACAAUUUCUUCCAGCAGGUAUUAACCGUCUCUUUUUUCAUAUAUUAAGGGCCUUCUGCACGUUCACCAUACACGAUGUGAUCACGUACUUAGAUAGAUAGAUAGAUAGAUAGAUAGAUAGAUAGAUAGAUAGAUAGAUAGAUAGAUAGAUAGAUAGAUACUUUACUAAUCCCAAUGGGAAAUUCACAUUCUCCAGCAGCAGCAUACUGAUACAAUAAACAAUAUUAAAGAGUGAUAACAAUACAGGUAUACAGACAGACAAUAACUUUGUAUAAUGUUAACGUUUAUCCCCCCCGGGUGGAAUUGAAGAGUCACAUAGUUUCGGGGAGGAACGAUCUCCUCAGUCUGUCAGUGGAGCAGGACGGUGACAGCAGUCUGUCGCUGAAGCUGCUCCUCUGUCUGGAGAUGAUCCUGUUUAGUGGAUGCAGUGGAUUCUCCAUAAUUGAUAGGAGUCUGCUCAGCGCCCAUCGCUCUGCCACAGAUGUCUAACUGUCCAGCUCCGUGCCAACAAUAGAGCCUGCCUUCCUCACCAGUUUGUCCAGGCGUGAGGCGUCUUUCCUCUUAAUGCUGCCUCCCCAGCACACCACCACAUAGAAGAGGGCGCUCGCCACAACUGUCUGAUAGAACAUCUGCAGCAUCUUAUUGCAGAUGUUGAAGGACGUACACCAGUACUCCUUCAGGGAAAAGUCAUCGUCCGUGUCCAUUGCCUUGACCAUGUGUUGCAGGCUGUUCCUUGUGUACAAUGUCUUGAAAGCCCGGAUAACUCCACCGAUUCAGCCAAUGGAUCAAAGAUGUCGUAUUUGGUGGCAGGAACUCUAUUUUUACACCUUGGUAGGAUAGAUCCAAGGGAUGGCCUCCAGCAUUGUCCAGAAGUAAAAGGACUUUGAAAUCCAGCCCUUUAUCUGCCAGAUAGAUCUUUUCCAUCCAUCCAUCCUUUAUCCAACCCGCUGAAUCCGAACACAGGGUCACGGGGGUCUGCUGGAGCCAAUCCCAGCCAACACAGGGCACAAGGCAGAAACCAAUCCUGGGCAGGGUGCCAACCCACCGCAGAUAGAUCUUUACCUCCGGGAUGAAAUAUUGGUGAAACCAAUCCGACGUUAGGCGUUUCGUAAUCCAGGCCUUCGGGUUGUGCAUCCAGUACACAGGCAGCAGGUUUUUAUUCUUAUUUUUCAGGGCCCGGGGUUUUUUUUUGGACUUAUAAAUGAGCCCAGGCUUUAUCAUAAAGCCCGCAGCAUUGGCGCACAUGACAAGCGUGAUGCGAUCUUCGUGAGCCUUAAACCCCGGGGCUUUUGCCUCUUCCUUCAUGAUUAAAAGUACGAGACGGCAUCCGUUUCCAAAAUAGGGGCCGUCUCAUCCCGUAUUAAACACGGUUUCAGGCCUGAUAUCCGCCUUCCUCAAUGAUCGCCUUGAAUGUGUCGGCGACAAAUUUCUCGGCUGCGGCUUUGUCUGCGGAGGCAGCCUCACCUUGCAGGUUAACACUGGCCAAGUUGAACCUUUUCUUGAAUUUUUCAAACCAGCCCUUGCUGGCAGUAAAUUCACGGUUCUCGCUGGGGGAUUCAGCAGAAGUUCCAGGUUGAGGGACGUCGUCUAGGGCAUCUCCGGCAUCCGCAAACCUAUCAUAAAGUUGCUUGGCCUUUUCUCGGAUGAUAUUGGUGUCUACGGGGAUGUUCUUCUUCCGGCAGUCUUCGACGCAGAUUCCAUCCGGACUACUGCCUUAUUACGUCCUCUUACGCUUCGUUUCACAUCCUGGUUAAAGGACACUGCAGCCGUAGAUCGUAUAUUGUUUUCCUCCUUCAUAAUAUAACGAACCAUGGACUCGUUGAUGCCGUAGUGGCGUCCUACAGUGGCGUAGCUUUUCCCUUCCUUCAACAUGUCCAACAAUUUUACCUUUUCAGCAAUUGUUAGCAUCUUCCGUUGGCGCUUCAGCACGGCCCCAGAAGCGGUAGCAGGAGAAGAUCGCUUUGUAGACAUAAUGAAGUGCUUGACUACAGUACACACAAAGAAACACGUUGAUGCUGAAUGAGUGAGACGAGAUGCCGGCUUUAAGUGAAAUCGAAUUCUGCGCUCCCCAUCGCUGAGCCAGUCAGCACCCAGGAGCUUAACCGCAUGCUCUGAUUGGGUAGCUUCUCAGCCAUCUGCCAAUAGUGUCCCUUGUUUGAAUUCAAAUGGGCAAAUCAACUGAGGAAGCACACGUACCGUAGACCGCACACGUACCGUAGACCGCAGACAUCCGCGAAGCAGAGACCAAUCCAUGAUAUCUAUUCACAUAUGCUUACAUAUAAAAUCCGCGAAAGUCGAAGUGCGAUAUAGCGAGGGAUUACUGCAUUUCCAAAAGUGCUUUUAUUAAAGCAAUCAAAACUCUUUACUCUCCGUACUUUCCAGCCCACCUCCAUCUCUCUUUCUCCCCAGCUCACCCAUUGCUGCAUCAGCCGGUGGAGACCCACACACAGCCAACAAGCUCCUUCUGCCAACCUUCAUCUUGGCCUCCGUACGGAUGUCACUGCCAUCUUUCGCGCUCCUCAGAUCCCUCGGGAGGACACCUGCCCUGCUCACCCUUACUCCUCGAACAUUCAGUGGGGCGAACUUGUCCCCCAGAGCACAACCGACUAACGCUCCUUUGCGGGGUCCCCAGCUCGUUUGCCUUCCUGUUUUCAGGUGGCCAGAUCCUCCUGUUUAGACUGCCUUUCUCACGUCACUUUACCUCCUUUUCCUUCACCUCGAUCAAUCUCUACCGUUCUAGAUUUCUCCAUCCCCUAUUCUCUGGUGUCGACCCAUAUAUAUAUAUGCCUCCGUGGGGCGCAGGGCCUUAAUCAUGCACCGCAGGAAGCAAAUGAGGCAAUUGAGACUCGCUCCCACUACCCCAUUAAAUCCCUGCGGUUGUGCAGUCGCACCCAUGGAGAACGGCAUGGCCAUACGGAUUUAAAACCCAACGUUUUUUUAUUGGAAGCCGCGGACCUGCUCUACCGCAGAACCUACGACAAGAAAUGCUACUCUUUGGUUGUGUUCAGUGAUUUAAAUGUCAUUACACGCUUUACAAGCGACGACCACCUCCCCUUCAUUAACAGAACUGCCAUUCGGUACGUGUGGUGGGAAACGCUUCAUUCUCAGUAAUCCAAAGGAAAUCGUUGUAAACCAGCAUGUCCGGCACCAUCAAACCAUACGGUGUUAGGCCAGGGGUCUCCCAACUCCAGUCCCGGAGAGCUCCUGUGGCUGCAGGUUUUCAUUCUAACCCUUUUCUUAAUUAGUGACCAGUUUUUGCUGCUAAUGAACUAUUUCCAUUUAUUUGAAUUGACUUUUCUUGACCGCUGAAUUGAUUUUUUUUUUUUUUUCCUUAAACAUAAAUUUGAUGUGAAGCGAGUUGGGGCCUCGGACUCCAACCAACUUCACUUCAUUCACUUUCUUCAUUUGAAGCCCAUUCUCGUUGCUUAUUAACUCUUUAAGGGCUAAUUAUUAUUAUUUUUUUCUUUUCUCCCAGGGCAGAAUAUUUUUUUUCAAAAAAAAAAAAAUAUGCAGUUUUCUAAAACGCAUACAAAGCAAUGGUUUCACACACAGCGCAACAUAAAAUAUUUUAUUUACAACAAAUUUCAUUGUGUUUUUAUGUUCCAUGAGCCUGUCCUGUAAGUUAAUUCACGUACUUGUUACAAACAUAUUGCAUGGACCCGUUUGUCUUAUCACUCAUACGCUGAUGGGCACUUUCUGGAAAAAAACAGCUACCCGUCUUGUUUUUUUUUCAAUUUCCAGUUUGCUUGCAUCAAAAUUGGAGUUUGAUAAGUCAGAGUCCGAUUUUAGCACAAUUAAGGCAAAAACAAAUUGUGUUUUCCUUUGCACAUUCACUUUGCUGUCUCGCCCAGCGUCUCUGCCAUUCCAGAUGUUGUUUACUCUGUGCCAGGGGUCCCCCAAAUCUGAGGCCGCAGUGGCUGCACGUUUUCAUUCUAACCAUCUCCUUAGUUAGUGAUCAGUUUUUGCUGCUAAUUCACUUCUUUUGCCUUUGUUUAAAUUCACUUGACUCAGGCCCCCUUAGUUGUUUCUUUUUCCGUAAUUAGCAGCCAAACAACGAGACCCAAAACAAGCCGCCACAUGACCUGCUCACCUGUGCCCAUCACACAAUAUGUGAAAAUAAAGAAAAGGUGACAGUCUCAGUAGAACAGAAAAUCAACAGUUUUGGAAAUGUCUGCUGUGGCAGAAUGAGAGCAGCAACAGGCCAUGGAAUUAAAUGAUGGGUUCAAUGAACAGCGAGAAUCAGCAUCUCAUUAAAAAAGUGGUUGGAGUUUGAACCCCCAGUUUAAUUGGUCAUCUGUCAGCUCGUUUCACAUCUCAUUUCUGUUUGGCUGUCAUUUAAUGAAGAACAGAAUCAAUUCAGGGGACUCAAUCCUUAAAAAUAGGUAUAAGAAAAGAAGUUACUUAGCAGUGAAAACGGGUCACUUAUUACGAAAAGGGUGAGAAUGAAAACCUGCAGCCACUGCGGCCCUCCAGGACCUCAGAUUUGGGGAACCCCUGGACUUGACUAACACUUCCUAUUGCACGCUAAGCCAGGAGGGAGUGGGCGGGGCCAGGUGCACGGACACCAGAAGUGAUGUCAGAGGCGGUGAGGCUGUCAAUCAUCUGGUCUGUAGAGUUGUUGGUAUAGAGCACCACCUGCUGGAGUGGUGAGGAAUUACCUUUAUGGUGUACACAUGUGGGACAGUUCAGUUCCAGACCACCCAUUGUGUAGUCAGAUCUUUUUUUUAAAACUUCCUAUGGAGUUUUCCUGCCUUGCACCUUUUGCUUGGUAGGGAUUGGCUCCAGCUUCCCUCCAACCCAGCUCAGGAUAAAUCAGGUUUAUAAACUGGGUGGAUAUGUUCCUGAUUGGACAUCUUAUAUGUAUUUAUCAGGUGACGAUACGCUCACCUUGGGUUUUAAUUGGAAUUCUCUUUGGGCGUCUGGAUGGUGGCAUGCAUCAUGAGGGGCGAGUCAGGACAGAGCAGGGGCAUUCUUGACUGUCCCAACAGCUAAACCAAAAUGCAAACGUGACGCGACUCUUACCGGGUGACAGACAGUCGGGAGAAGUCCGUUACAAGGAAAUGCUAAUAAACUGUCGUCGGUGAGGACAUCCAUGAAUGAUCACACACGGUCGUUGUCUUCUCCAAUGUCGGCCACUUUAGCUUGGGACUCCUUCAGUGUUCUUGGUGGCCUCACCUGCUCACCAUCUUCAGUUUUUGUGGUCUGCCUGCCCAAGCGGACUUAUUGACACAUGCAAAAAAAAACAAUAAUAAUAAGGCUUCAGCCCCCUACUCACAUUUUCUUGUUAUUCAAUACUGGAUCACACAGAAAAUUAAAUGUGAAAAUAUAAAAAAACAAUUUGGAUUGCAUAAGUAAUAAUUAUAAUCAUCUUCUUCUUCAUUCGGCUGCUCCCAUUAAGAGUUGCCACAGCGGAUCAUCUUGUUCCUUAUCUUCCUGUCCAGAAGUAAUAAUUCAUAAGUAAUGUAAUUGAAUGAGAGACAGGAGCAGCCUAUUGGAUUUAGAAGUUCUGCCUUUAGUUCAGUGGAGACCACCUGUCUGGGGUGUUAUUUAAUUGGCAGUCAUUGGUAAACUCAUGUGGAGGGUCCAGCUUGUGGUGACUCGGCACAGGGUCUAACUUAAAUUCUUUUAGAAAGCGCCAAAUCUCAUAUAAGUCUUCAAUGUGACACAUCACUGGUCAGACGAAAGGUUAUAAGUCCCAAAUUGAGCUCAGUGAAGGUCACCUGUCUGGGGUUUUGAUUGAUUGUAUCAGGGGGUCCGGCUUGGGGCAAGUCAACACGGUGGUCUACAUUAAAAUAAAUUAUAAAACCCCAAAUCAUUGAUCUUGUAAGUCUUGUGUGUGUUCACCUCCUUCAUAUCACCAGUCAGCCAGUUGGUUAUAGAAGCCCCCAUCAUGAGCUCAGUGGAUGUCUCCUGUCUUGGGUUUCAGUUUGUUGAAUCUAAAUGUCCAGCUUGUGGGCAAGCAUUACGGUGGUCUAAAAUAAAUACAAUUAUACAACACCAAAUAAUCAAUCAUGUUAAGUUUCCACCUCAGUUAAUGUGGCACAUCGGCCCAGUUUUAGAAGUCCCAUCAUGAGCUCCAUGGAGGUCACCUGUCUGGGGUUUUGAUUGAUUCUAUCAGAAGGUCCACCUUGUGCUGAGUCAAUAUGGGGGUCUCAUUUAAAUUUAAUUAGAAAACUCCAAAUAACUGAUCUCAUAAGUAUGUACCCCCUUGACUCUGACACAUCACUGGUCCAACAAUUGGUUUUUGAAGUCCCAUCAUGAGCUCAGUGGAGGUCACCUGUCUGGGGUUUUGAUUGAAUGUAUCAGGGGGUCCGGCUUGGGGCAAGUCAACACGGUGGUCUACAUUAAAAUAAAUUAAAAGAUCAAUGAUUUGGGGUUUUAUAAGUUUUGUGUGUGUUCACCUCCUUCAUAUCACCAGUCAGCCAGUUGGUUUUAGAAGUCCCAUCAUGAGCUCCAUGGAGGUCUCCUGUCUGGGGUUUUGAUUGAUUGUAUCAGGGGGUCCGGCUUGGGGUGAGUCAACACGGUGGUCUAGAUUAAAAUAAAUUACAAGAUCAAUGAUUUGGGGUUUUAUAAGUCUUGUGUGUGUUCACCUCCUUCAUAUCACCAGUCAGCCAGUUGGUUUUAGAAGUCCCAUCAUGAGCUCCAUGGAGGUCUCCUGUCUUGGGUUUCAGUUUGUUGAAUCUAAAUGUCCAGCUUGUGGGCAAGCAUUACAGUCGUCUAAAAUAAAUACAA
Messenger RNA from Erpetoichthys calabaricus (reedfish), 10299 nucleotides. RefSeq names its product zinc finger protein 263-like. Gene Ontology annotation, biological process: regulation of transcription by RNA polymerase II. Gene Ontology annotation, molecular function: RNA polymerase II cis-regulatory region sequence-specific DNA binding; DNA-binding transcription factor activity, RNA polymerase II-specific. The record is from RefSeq and is a predicted model, not a curated record. The transcript is spliced from 3 exons. NCBI's taxonomy places the organism in Eukaryota, Metazoa, Chordata, Cladistia, Polypteriformes, Polypteridae. The coding region runs from base 151 to 1188 and encodes 345 amino acids.